This is a messenger RNA of Alligator mississippiensis (American alligator), 387 nucleotides long. Its product is annotated as mitochondrial ribosome and complex I assembly factor AltMIEF1. The coding region runs from base 175 to 387 and encodes 70 amino acids. NCBI's taxonomy places the organism in Eukaryota, Metazoa, Chordata, Crocodylia, Alligatoridae. The transcript is spliced from 2 exons. The record is from RefSeq and is a predicted model, not a curated record.
UCGCUCCUCUAUGGUUUCCGGGAGGGGUCACAACCCGGAAGUGAAGCGGCCAUAUUGCCGGGUGACCCCGGGAGUGGUGCUGAGGGGAGGAGGUGGUGUUGAACCCCCGCGACGGGCUGACAGUGAGGGCCCCUCAGCCCCUUUCCGGUGUGCUGUGCCCUGCAUGUGUCCCCCAUGGCAGCGUGGUCCCGCCAGGCCGUCCUGAGCCUCUAUCGCACUCUGCUGCGCCAGGGCCGCAGGCUGCGCUUCACCGACCGUGAUUUCUACCUUGCCACCAUCCGGCGCGAGUUCCGCAAGAACAAGCAGCUGGAGCAGCUGGAAGACAAGGAGAGACAGCUGGAGAAAGGGCAGGCCUUCCUGCACAGCAAACUGGGGGGGUUAGUUUAG